ACACCGCGUGGAACUGAAAAGAAAACCCGUGAAGGUUCUGCGAUCCAUAGAGGACACAUCAUCCGGAUUAUGCCACCGAACCUGUUGGAAAAGUUUUGACAGAAAACUCUGGUGAUAGUGAGACCAUCUAUGCAAAUGUGGAAAAUCAUUGUUUUCCAUGCCUUCUAUUAAAAUAUUGAGUUUCAAAUCAAUGGGUAUGAAAUUAUUUGUACUAUUUGAACUAAUUCAACGAUUAGUUAAAUUGUAUCAAAAAUGAUCGCAACAGUCUGUGAUCCCGUGCAUCAUUUACCUGUUGCAUAUGUGUAAGUUUCGGUUUAUUUUUUAUACGUUUGCAUCAAUUGCAUGUGCUGCUGAUAAUAAAGAAAACUGAAAUAUUUUCAGUGACUUUGAGGGCUCUCCCAUUAUUGCCUUAUUUACCUGCGCUACUAUAAUGUAUUUGAUUCGUUUAUCGAUACUCGGGGAUAAUAUUGAAGCAUGAGAUAUUGACCGUAACUCAAUAUCUUAUCAAUAAUGGCACGAUUAUCGUGCCGCAAAAACGAAAAUUCUUCAGUUUUAAUCCGUUUGUGUUCCAAUUGAGACCGUAUUGAGGUUGCUCUAGAUAGUAGAAGAAAACUUCAAAUCCCACCAUGAACGAAAACCGUCCCGUGCGAACUCUACGACACGGAUUGCACAAAUUGAAAUCAAAAUUGACACCAGUUUUACCACCACUAGAUAAUGAAAUGGCAACAACUAGCAAUCAGCAAAAAGUUACAUCGACAAAUGAGAAUCCAACAGCAAAGAGUAAUGUUCAGAAGUUAGUACAGAAGUUCCAUGGAUUGGAAACUAAAAAUACGAAUACAGAUUGUCCAAGUAAUGUGUUCAACCCACCGUGUACUAACGAAUUGGAACACAUCUACGAUGAAGUUACUAUCAGAUCAGGUACCUCUAGUUCCUGUAGCGCUGAAACAGAAGAGCAAUGGAGUGAUUUUUCAUCUGAUUCUGAUGAAUAUUACGACACCGUAUCCUCAGACGUAGUGAAUCGAACUGGCAUACGAGUCAAGUACGAGCGAAACGAAUCACAACUGCCAAACGCUGUUGCCGAGCUUUUAGAAAAAGAACAAAGUUACGUCGACGGGCUAACGAACGGCAUAUCAAACUAUAUUCCUUUGCUCGAGCGUGCAAUUCUUCCGGAGGGAUUACGUGGCCAAAGAAACAAUCUGUUUGCAAAUAUAGAAGAAAUGCAUAAGUUUCAUCAAGACGAGUUGCUACCCGCACUACAAAGCUGUAACGAAAAUGUGGAACAAAUUGCGGAAUGUUUCAUCCGUUUCAUAGAUUCGGAUAAAUUCUACUGCUACGUGAAGUAUGCGAUGAAUCGACGAAAAGCGGAUACAAUUUUCGAAAGACAUCGAGAAUAUUUUAAGCAAAAUCAAUGGGAAAUGAACAGCUUUCUUCUGCUGCCCAUCCAACAGCUUCCGCGUUACAAACUGUUCAUGGAAAAAUUUAUCAGGGAAACUCUGAAAUUGGAGGAUGAUUUUAAUACGGCAUCGAAUACAUCCAGCAUUCACAAAGCACAUGAAAUGAUAAGCCAAGUGAACGAGCUGAUAAACGCAGCAGCAUCUAUAAGCCAUAUCCCAGAAUGUGAGAGUGAAUUCACGGCUACUUCAUCAUUCUCGCAGUCCUAUUCAGGUUUCAAGCGAGAAAAUGAUCAGGCAUGUGUUCUGAUUUUGAAGCCCGAAUGUAAUAAGCAAUCUUCACGGAAUAAUCCGAUUGACCUUUUCGCACAGGGAAAGUUUACCCAGGUACUUGAGACGGACAUUUUCGAUGCAACUCGCCACCGGUCGUACAAAGCAAGAUUUUUUUUCUUCGAAAAACUCUUCAUCUAUACUGAAAUUGUCAAAGAUAGUUUUUCCUACCGUGGGCAUUACUACGAUUCUGAAAUAAAACUUUGGGAAAAUCACAAAAAGCUGCACCUAUUCUGCCAGCAGCAAGGUAUGCAGGAAAUUCAAAUGCGCUACAACAAAUCCAUCGAAGAUGCUGUGACCGCUAUUCGGCAGCGUGUAACUCCACACUUCUCCACUGAAUCAGAAAUCGUGAAAUUGCCGAAACCCGUUGAAGCAAUCAUCCAUCCCGAAUUGGAUAUGGAAAGCAGCAUUACGAAAAUGAUUACCUCGCAAAUUAAAUUUGUGAAAACAUUUAGAGAAAAUUUUGAAUUUUAUUCAGAAAUCGAAGCUAAUCUCCAAGGUUCUCAACAUCGCAAAUUCGGGGAAAUUUGCUUGAAUAUGCAACAACAACAUGAACGUAUUUUAGCCGAUUUGACAUCCAACGUAAACAAUAUAUCAGAAAUUUGUACAAUGUUCUUGCAAUAUGUAAAGGUCGAUUUUCCUUCUGUUUAUGGUGAAUAUUUGAAAAUUGUCGGCUAUGCAGGAAAAUUAAUCAAAACCCGAAUCGUUCCAAACAUUGUGAACAUCUUAACGAUUAAUGACUUCUUAUAUCUAUGCUUCGAGAGGCUAGAGGAUUUUACUUUCUUUUUCACAACGAUGACCGAGAAUUUAUCGGAUAUGAGCAUCCGGAACGUUCCAUUCGAGAAAGCCGUAUAUCAACAACUGGCCGUUGUCCUAGUUCAAUUGGAAAAAUUCUCUCAAAGAGUUGGCGAUAACUUCCGUUUGCAGUGUCUGGAUGAUGGAGUCGCCAAUUGCGGUUUAGCUUUGGCCAGCGAGCAGGUUAAGAUAAAGUCAGAUCAGCUUCAAAUAAUCAAUUGCAGGAUUUUCAUUUGUGAACGAGCCGUCGUUUGUGUGGCAUGCAGCUUUGAGAGCCGAUUAACGAAGCGAAUUGAACGAUUUGAUAAAGUAGUGUUUAUCGACAGAUUUUUCGGGAGGGCUCAACCGAUGAGUUUGAGAAAAAGCAAGAAAGAUCGGGAUAUGGUUUAUUUCUCAAUUGAGAGCACAAAGUAUAAAGUAAUAUUUAAAAAUAAUCAAACAAGAGAUAAGUUUCAUGCUAAUUAUGUAGAGCAGUACGUUUCGGUUGAAAAAUAAAUGUGAUAUUUUUAUUGUUUGUUACUGCAAGUUUUCGGUUAAUGCUUUCUCGUUUAACUUGAACCAUUAAUUACCGGGCUGAUAAUUCUUUCAAUUUUACUCAAAAAAUCAAGGCUUUAGCAACUCUAUGUAUUAAGCAUCACAAAACCACCGUGAUAGUGAGUGAAAAAUUAUCUUAAGUUUAAAUACACAUUAUUUAUCAUCCCACA
Molecule: messenger RNA, 3220 nt
Organism: Aedes albopictus (Asian tiger mosquito)
Lineage: Eukaryota; Metazoa; Arthropoda; Insecta; Diptera; Culicidae
Exons: 8
Coding region: 627-3011 (794 amino acids)
Biological process (GO): axon guidance
Cellular component (GO): extrinsic component of membrane; cytoplasm
Molecular function (GO): guanyl-nucleotide exchange factor activity
Source: RefSeq, a predicted model, not a curated record